This is a messenger RNA of Anopheles cruzii, 942 nucleotides long. RefSeq names its product 27 kDa hemolymph glycoprotein-like. Lineage: Eukaryota; Metazoa; Arthropoda; Insecta; Diptera; Culicidae. The record is from RefSeq and is a predicted model, not a curated record. Bases 82 to 846 code for a protein of 254 amino acids. The transcript has 6 exons.
CGGUGCUGGGAAGCGGUGUUCUCAGCGAAAUACUAUUUGAAUAUUAUCGAUUUUGUGCCUUUCAGUUAGGCAAAGUUGUGCAUGAGCAUGGCAAAGUUAGGCUGGUUAUGGCUAUGUGGCGCCCUGUUAGUUUUGUCAGUGGCCAACGGAUCGCCCGUUUCGAAUCCCGAGUCGUCGGAAGAGUCGGAAGAGACGAAGGAAGCACUGCGAGAGAUGCAGGAACUGUGCCGCAACAAUAGUGGUUCCGACCAAGCCUACGCGAAUGUGAUGGAAGAACUCAAGACAACCAUGGUUUGCUUAGCGAAAUUCGAUUUCGAACCGUUCUUCGAAGACUUCGACCAGCUGUCCAACGAGACGCGUACACCAUUCUUUGACAACUACUGCCCAAAGCUUCGGUCGGCCGUUGCGUGCAAGAACGGACUGAUCACGGCUGUAAGACCGUGCCUGGACGAGGACGACUUCGGCAUCGUCGAGGGACUCGUGGGCAUCAUACCGGACGCGGUGGAAUUGUUGUGCAAAAAUAACGGAGAGAUUAUUUUCAAACUGGAAGACGAAGACAUCGUGGAGUGCGGCAUAAAGUCGAUGGACCAGUUUAUCGAAUGUGGCAAUACCUUCCUGAACACGGCCGAAUCGUGGGAACUCUCCCAUCUGACGCAGGAACAGUGCGGUGUUGUAACCGAUUUGCGGAAGUGCUUUAAGGAGAAGCUGACUGCUUGCAAGGCACCGGACCUAAUCAGCAUCUACGAUCUGUUCCACAACGCCCUGAUCCGUAUGACACCGUGCCGUAAUUACGUGGAACAGCCGAAAGUCACGCUGAUUGAUAACAACGCGAUUAACGAGGUCUAGGCGGGCGAAACUUCCCUCGUAGCAAGUGAGGUCAAGGUCGUAUGAUUCGCGCCCAGCGCAGUUUGUGGCGUAAUAAAAAAAAGGUUUACUUUCGCA